CGUAUGAGACGUGCCUUCGUAUCGCUCCCUAUAAACUGAAUAUACAAAAUAAGAAAUAAUUGUUUUAAUUAAGCAUACCAUCAAGAUUUUGUGAAAUUCAGUAUGCCUCCAAAAACAACAGGUGACAUUAAAAAUGCUAUAAAAGAUUCGCUUCGAGAACUGCUCUGCGAUGAAGAAUUCAUUGGUAAUUUACUAGCCAAGGUCGAGGAAAAACUAGCUACCUUCCAAAAAACUGUUGAUAAACAUACCGAUGCGAUAAGGAUUCUUGAAGAGAAAAUGGACAAAGUUCAGCAGAACGAGAAGGUAAACAAUAUAUGUGUUUACAACUUGCCGGAAGAACAGGAUCGAGAUACAAGGGAAAUUUUCAUCCAACUUUGUAAGGAUAAAAUGAACAUCAAAAUACCUCAAGAAAACAUCGCUACAUGCUACAGGGUCGGCAAGGUCAGUGAGAAACCACGGCCAGUGAUCAUAAAAUUUCAGCAAUAUGCAGCGAAAAAAUUAGUUUUGAAGAAUGUUUAUAAAUUGAAAGGAACAAAGGUGGGCAUUGCGGAAGAUUUGACGAAGAAUCGUCUAAUACUAUACCGUUCGGCACAGGAAUUGACUUACAAACAAAGUGUUUUCACUAGAUAUGGAAAUAUUUAUGUGAAGAUAAACGAGAAAGUCCACAAGAUACCUGAUGUUAAAUCAAUGAAAAACUUGAUUGAAUGAUGAUGAGCUUGGAGAGUACAGUGGGCUGGACGCGAGAGAGAUUGAUGAUUUGGUAGAGGUACGUACGAUUUUUGAAGGUCCAAAUAGGUUGAACAUUGUUCAUUUGAAUAUUCGUAGUCUCCAUAAGAAUUUUGACGAACUGUUGGUAUAUUUGCACGCGAUGAAUCUUGAUGAGAUAGAUGUAUUGGUUUUGUCCGAAACUUUUCAACUUAAUAACGUGGAUAUAUUUCGAUUGCCUG
This is a messenger RNA of Coccinella septempunctata (seven-spotted ladybird), 947 nucleotides long. RefSeq names its product protein unc-13 homolog C-like. The record is from RefSeq and is a predicted model, not a curated record. The transcript is spliced from 2 exons. NCBI's taxonomy places the organism in Eukaryota, Metazoa, Arthropoda, Insecta, Coleoptera, Coccinellidae. The coding region runs from base 103 to 708 and encodes 201 amino acids.